AUGAAGAGACAGGUAGCUCUUUUACAUAUCUGUAGACGACGAGUUUUGGCCUCAUCAGUGCGAUUUACGUCCACGGGUUCGGAUGGAAGCGAGAAACCACCAAAGUCGGGGAACUUGCCCGUGCCCGAAGGCACAUUGUCGGCCACAGCUUUUGCCGAUUGUACAAAUUGUGGUAAACCUUUGAAGGGUGCUCCAACUGUUAAUUGUAAGUGUUUUUUAUUGAUUUUGUUUGGUUUUUAGGUGUUGUGGUCACAAAGAAACUAAUUCUUUAAAAUAACUAGAAAAUAAUGUUGAUGAAGUUAGUUUGAUGUAUAAUUUGAGUGUUUUAGCGUCUAGUCACUAUCUAAGAUGUUCGGAAUGCCAAAGAUUGUAUUCUACUGGUCGUAGCAGGUCAGAACAAAAGGGAAACGGGCUCAAGCAACAGGAUAACGUCUUGAAAAGACCUCCAUACCCACAAGAGGUAGGUUACUAUAAUUUUUUGAUGUUUUUAUAUAAAAUUGUUGUUGAAUCAUUUUGAAACUUUAAAAUAUUAUAAUUAAAACACUUUUUAUUAUUUUUUAACAAUAGUUAUCAAUUAUCUUCUUCUGAUAAACUUUUUAUAACAUAAAGUAUGAAUAUAAAUCAAUAUAUUUAAAAUAAAUCUUAUUUUCAGAUAUUCAACUACUUGGAGCGUUACGUAGUUGGUCAAAAGGAAGCAAAACGAACGCUAUCAGUUGGUGUGUAUCAACAUUACAGGCGAUUGUCGAAUAACAUUGAACGGAAGCUUCAAAAGCAACAGAGCAGCAGUGCAGCACAGCUUAACAUUGGGGGUAUACAUCCAGCAAAUCAGUUCAACGGCACGUUUGGCACACCGCACAUUAGUUCUAUACCUAAUCAGUUUCACGAUCGUGAGUUUUGCUUUCUAUUUUGUGUUGAUUUUUAGGUGUAUAUUGACUUUCGUUAUCUUUAUGGCCAUUUAUUUUGGUUUAGGCCUUCGAAAGGUCAAGGAAAAUAUUUUUUGAUCUUUUUAUGCUUUCUAGUACGUAAGAUAACAAUGAAUGGUAUUUUAUAGAUUUCACGGUGUCAGAAUCACAUCCAACACCAAACACAACUCAUUUAACUUAUCAUCCCAGCCGAGGGCCGCCAAUUACGUCAAACGAGCCACAGAGCCAUAUACCUGAUCAUGAAGCGGCUUUCAAGCGAAUGAAGGAAGAUGAAGAGAUGAUUCGGCUGGAGAAGAGUAAUAUCAUGCUCUUGGGACCCAGUGGAGUCGGGAAAACCUUUGUGACACAGGUAAAAUACGGAUUUCUUUAGUUUUAUGAAUUUAAGCUGUUCAAAUAAUUUUGAGCUUUUAAGAUUGAAAAUUUGUUUUGAGAAGAGGCGCAGAAUCUUUUGAACAACCUAAUAUAAUACCUAUUUCUAGGUCCUAGCCCGAAUCCUCGACGUUCCAAUAGCCCUGUGUGAUUGUACGUCAAUGACUCAAGCUGGCUACGUAGGUGAAGAUGUGGAGUCGGUUCUCCAGAAACUGCUCCAAAAUGCCAAUGGCAAUGUGGAACGAGCGCAACAAGGUAUCGUAUUCUUGGAUGAGGUGGAUAAGAUCGCUGCGACAGGUGAUAACGGCUCACAUGCGUAUCGUGACGUAGCUGGCGAAGGUGUACAACAUGCUUUGCUCAAGUUGGUGGAGGGCACGGUGGCUAACGUUAAAAGCGGCAGGAAAGCGCCGGGACAACAGGUAUGGUUUUGGAAGUUUAAAAUUUUGAAUUUUAGGUAAUAUUUUUGAAUUUCAAGGGUUUUUUGAGGGGAAAUGAAUGUUUGGGUAACAAAUUGUGAAUUUUGUUAAUGAUUUUGCGUUUUUUGGUAAAAAUUGUACUAAGACAAUGUCAUUUUAGGUAACAAAUUUUAAAAUUUGUGAGAAAAUAAACUUUUAGGUAACAUAUUUGGACAAUUUUAGGCAAAAUGCAAUUUUUUAGGUAACAGUUUUACGAAAAAAUAAUAUUUUAGGUAACAAUUUUGAAAAAAGUAAUAAUUUAGGUAACAAUUAUGAAAUUUUUUUCAGGACACGGUACAAAUGGAUACGACCGAUAUCCUCUUUGUCUCAUCGGGUGCCUUCACUGGCCUCGAAAAGAUUGUGGGCCAAAGGCUGGACAAACGUGCCGUGGGCUUCGGUUCCGCUUCCAACUUUCAUUCGAUCACAACCGACGACAAGGUCCAAGCCGAAAUCAACCAAAAACGCGACAAAUUGUUGUCGGAAGCGGACCAGGGAGACUUGAUCAAGUUUGGAAUCGUGCCAGAACUUGUUGGCCGCUUCCCAGUCAUCGUGCCGUUCCACUCGUUUAACCGGGAGAUGUUGGUGAGGGUGUUGACAGAGCCCAAGAACUCGUUGCUCGCUCAGAUGAAGACUCAGUUCGCGAUGGAUGGGGUAAGAAUAAGAUUAUAUUGAGUUAGAUAUGUAUGGUUGGUAGAGUAAUUGUAGGUCAAGGUUGGUUUUUUAGAGAUGGGUGGUUUUGCCAUUUUAUAUAACAUCUACUUCAGGUCCAACUAGAAUUCGUACCAGAAGCCCUAGAAGAAAUCGCUGCACUAGCCCUGGAACGAAAAACCGGCGCCCGUGCCCUCCGGUCAAUAAUCGAAAAAGUCCUCCUUCUGGCCAAAUUCGAAGUCCCAGGCAGUGACAUCGAGAAGGUUACAGUAACUCGCGGCUGUGUGAAAGGCAAUGGCUCCUACGUGUACAGUAGACGCACGGAAGAGGACUCAUCGAGCGAUCUGGACGAGAAACGAUCGGCCGUCUGUGCCUAA
Molecule: messenger RNA, 2772 nt
Organism: Bursaphelenchus okinawaensis
Lineage: Eukaryota; Metazoa; Nematoda; Chromadorea; Rhabditida; Aphelenchoididae
Source: the annotation of a GenBank genome assembly